CUCGGGGGGGCAUUGAUUGACGGCCGUCGCCUCACAGCGCCUCUCUCUCUCUCUCAGCCUCCCUUUCUCGGCCCCGGAGAGCCCGAGCCGGACCUCCACAGCCUGAGGAUGAUGAUGGGCUCCCGGCGGAGGCCUUUGGGCCGCUCCUUCUCGGGGAACGGGCCCGGGCCCGGCGGGGGAAGCAGCGACGGCGAGGACAUCCAUCCGGGCCCCCUCCGCGAGCAGCGCCCCGACCGCCGCAGUUAUCUCCUCAGCGUCAGGCCCGAGAACAGCUUACUCAUCAACCGAUUAUCUCCCUCCAGCACUGGAAGGAGCACCUUCUGCGCCAUCAUUGCUCAGCUGACAGAGGAGACGCAGCCUCUUUUCGAAACCACGCUCAGGUCGUAUGCGGUGUCUGAGGACGCGGAUGCCAAAUUCACGUGCGUCGUGACAGGUUACCCCCAGCCAGAAGUGACCUGGUACAAAGAUGACGAAGAGAUGGACAGAUACUGUGGCUUGCCCAAAUAUGAGAUUUUCCGUCACGGGAAUCGGCACACGCUGCAGUUGUACAAGUGUACGGAAGAAGAUGCGGCCAUCUACCAGGCCUCUGCCAGGAACAGCAAAGGCAUUGUGUCCUGUUCUGGAGUCCUGGAAGUCGGGAAGAUGACAGAGUAUAAAAUCCACCAGCGGUGGUUUGCGAAGCUGAAGCGGAGCGCCGAAGCCAAGCUGCGGGAGAUCGAGCAGAGCCGGAAACGAGGGAAGGAGAACGUGGAGGUGGAGCUGAGGAGAGUGAGUCCGGACAGGUUCCAGCGGAAACGCCGCCUGACCGGGGAGGUUGGGAUGCACUCGGGCACCUCUCUGUGGGACAAAGAGGAGAAAGCGAAGGUGCGCAUUCCCGACGGGAAACCGCGAUUUGGCGAGGCCGAUAAAGCCAAGGGCAAAGAGACUCCUUUAAACGCCACCUCCGUGUUUUCAAACAACUUCAUACCGGAGCGUUUAGAAGCAGAGCUAAAGACCAAUGGAGACUCUUCCCUGGAAGGUAGGGAGGAAAACGGGGAAGAAAAAGCCAAUGACUUUCUCGCCUAUAUCUACGAGACGGUGGAGAUUAUGAAAGCCAAACCGGCAACUAAGGACUUUGCUGUAAAGAAGAAGAAGAAAGAGGAGAAUGCAAACGCUCUGCCAAGUGCAAAUCAGGACAUUUCCCGACAAGAGGAGAGGACGCAACCAAGGAGAAAUGUCUCGUCGCAGAAAGAUACAAGACCCAGUAAUUCAUUUUCCAGAAAUACAUCCUUGCUAGCAAAUGGGGACCUCACAGAGUCCAAAGAGCUCUCAAGCCAUAGUACUCAAAAACCUACACAAGCUCCAUCCUCUCCAUCUUCUAAAUCUAAUGUGUAUUUUUCUCUGAAAGAUAUGUAUUUGGAUAUUGGGACAACGGCAGAAGCUGAACCAAAGUCAGGUAGAACUGAUACAGGCCAACCAGUUGCAUUAAAAAGGGAGGAAGGGGGAAAUGAAUCCUACGCAACGAAGGAAAACGAGGCCAUAAAAAACAAGACGGAGGUGCAAAGUGGAAUGGUGUCAGAAAUGCCCAACAAAAGUGCUUUUGAAAAGGAUUUUCAGCGUACAAACCAAGCCUCGGAGGCUGCCUUUGUGAAGGAGAGUGAAAUGAGUGUCUUCCUUGGCCAGAUCCGUGAAACGGACUUGCUGGAUUCCCUCCCCGCUGAAGAUGAGCCAGCCCCAUGGCCCCAGAGCCCGUCUCAAGGGCCAACGGAUGGGACUGACCCACAGUCUUUGCGGAAGGAGAGGAGAAACCUGCCGGAGGAGGAGCUGCACCGCCGAGGGCCUUCCGAGGCUCCAGAAGAUGUAACACCAGUCUCACCUGCUGCCUACAAUCUACAAAAUUCAGAAUCGGGCCUUGGAACAGAAACAAACAGAAACUCUAGCUACUCUGAGCUAACAACAAGAGAAAAACAGACCAAACAGUCUGAGAAGGAAGAUGUUCCCAGACCGAAGCCCCGAGAAUCGAGUGUGGUUGUGCCAACGCAGAAUGACAAUCUUUCCAAGAAUCCUCCAUCAGUCUCCUUUGUUAUUGCGCAACCAGAUGAGAAGAAGCAUUUGGCUUCAGAAGAAGGUUUGGGAAGUCAUGAAAUCCAAGAUACACAAGCUCCAAGUCAUGGGAAAGAGGAGCUGGCUGGUCCCAGAUCACCAGCCCAGAAAACCAGUCUUGAAGCAAGGUCUACAGACUACUUGAACCGAGUUGUCCCUCAGACUGAAACAGCUAAGCCAGAAAAGGAAGAAAAAAUAUUUGAGCCUUUACGGGACAAUAAGACUGCCCUACAAACUGAUUUGGAGCCUGAGGGUGAGAAACUGCUGGGAAUGACAGCCAGACCAUUACUGGUCCCAGAAGUUUCCCUGAAAGCCCCAGCAGUUCCAGAGAGGCCUCAUCGACGUCGGAGAGUGGAUAUCUCUCCGGUGCCUUGUGAACCCCAAGAAGAUGCUCGGUCUUCUCCAGCUGAAGAAGACUCCACUGGAAGAAACCAAUCUGUGGCCCAUUUGCUGCGGGAUGUUAAGAGAGAAAUCGAAACUUGGCCACAAACCCCAGAGCAAGGAAUCCACAGCUCUACUGCAGAUGAGCUCCAGGUGGAAGAAGAAACUUUAACUUCUCCAAAGGUGGAAAAGGUUGAGGAAGAGGCUUCCCCUUUUGCCAGUAAGUUAGAGGUCCAAGCUGGAGAAAGAGAGAAAACCUCGUCAGAGGAGGCAAUAACCCAGGACUUGCAGCAACCCAAGAGUGCGAUGGAGCAAGGUGAAGCAGAGGACAAAUCCCAGAAUGAAAACCUUGUGAGUUCCUUGAAGAAUUAUUUGCUUCUCCUCUUAAAGAUGACUACAGAGAAGGAUGAAAGCAAAGGCACGAUUAAACAAGAAGCAACGGAGGUGGAGGAGAAGCGCCCGCCCAGCGCAGUACCAAAGCACAUGUCAAAUGUGGGCAUUGCAGGGCUUACGCCCAGGACGUCGAGGAAGAUCUUUGAGCGGGUUGAGAACAACCAGCUUUUCCAAAGUGCGGAGAACCUCCAGCUGACACCCAAAACUUCCAGGAGACUUACAGGCAUGAUCAACCACGAGCUUCUUGCUUGCAAAGAUACGCUUGUUGCUGAACCAGAGGUGUCACCAUUUCCCCACGUGCCAUCCAUCGUGGUGGGGAGUGCCUCCAAUGAACCAUCCGGUUCCCCUGAUUUGUCCGUGGAGGCUUCCACUGAACCACCAGUCGCCCUUCCCAGUGCCACCCCACAGGAGCUGGCCUCUGGAGCCCGUCGUAAGAUAUUCCUCCCCAAAUCCAAACAGGCGGAAGAGAUGGAGGGAUUGGCUUCGGACGUCCAGACACCGCGUGGCAAAAGGGACAGCCCCACGGUGUCACCGCAACAAGGCCGCAGGAGCACCGCUCUCCUGCAAGCCCCGAUCCCGGCUUCCCCUCCGAGGGAGAAGCGCUCCCCGACCCAGUCCAGGAAGAUGGCAACAUUAGAGGUGCCGAAACUCUAUGAGGAACCUGAUGAAGAAAAGAAGAGUGUGGCAGACAGUUGUAUAACUGCCCCGGAAAGUCUUCAAGAGAGUGUAGCGGAAGUGCAAGUCGGCGAAUCCCCAAAAGUUAAUGAUCGAUUUAAAGCCCCACAAGUGAUCCGCAAGAUCCGAGCGGAGCAGUUCUCAGAUGCUUCUGGGAACCUGAAGCUUUGGUGCCAGUUCUUCAAUAUUUUGAGCGAUUCAAAGCUGACAUGGUUUAGGGAUGAUAUCCCAGUGGCAGAAGUCAAAAGGAGUUCAGGGGAUGAAGGUCAGGCAGCUUUGGCCAUCGUACAAGUCUCCCAGAAGGACUGUGGCGUCUAUCAGUGUGCCAUUCAGAAUGAAUAUGGCACGGACUCCACCGACAUGUUGCUGAGUGCUGAAGUGCUGUCAGGAUUUGUCUUCAAAGAAGAAAUAGAAGCCGGUGAAGAAAUCGAGAUGACGCCCAUGGUGUUUGCUAAAGGUUUAGCUGAUUCUGGUUUCUGGGGGGAUAAGCUUUUUGGCCGGAUCAUGAUGGAGGACCUGGAGGCGGGCCAAGGCUUCCUGCGCAAGGCGUGCCGGGCCCGGGCCAUUUACGGCCUUGAGCCAGUCUUUGAGUCUGGCCACACAGGCAUCAUCAAAAUCCGUAACCUCAUCGCUUUUGGCGGACGCAGCGAGAGCACCUUGGUGGAGAGGAACUACGAUGUCACCAUCCAGGAGUGCAAGAUUCAGAAUUCGAGUCGGGAGUACUGCAAGAUCUUUGCUGCAGAAGCCCGAGCUGUCCCCGACUUUGGGCUGGUGCCUGAAAUCAUCCCUCUUUACUUGAUUUACCGCCCGGCCAACAAUAUCCCUUAUGCAACCAUGGAGGAGGAUCUGCCCGGCCAGUUUGAGCGUUACUGCCGACGGGAGCGGAAUGGGGGCAGCCUGGCCCCAGCCGACCCCUCCGAAGUGGGGCAGAAGUGCUGCGCUUUCCAACACUGGCUCUACCAGUGGACAAACGGCAACAUCUUGGUGACCGAUUUGGAAGGUGUUGGAUGGAAGGUCACCAACGUGAAGAUUGCUACCAAAACAAAGGGAUACCAAGGCCUGAAGGAGAGCUGUAGUCCCAACCUGCUUGACCAUUUUGUUGCUUCUCAUCAGUGCAACCGCUAUUGCGAGCUCCUGUCCCUCAAGCGCCUUGAAGUACCUCAGCCACCGCCUAAAGGGAAGGGCUCUCGGAGCCCCAACAUGGCCAGGAAGGCCUCCUCCGCCCAGUCCAGCCCGCAGCUCCCAAAGAAGGGCCAGUCCAGCCCACAGUUCCCAAAGAAGAGCCUGGCCAGCCCCCAGGCUUCCAGGAAAGGCUCUGUGAGCCCCAGGAGUGCCCGUAAAAGCUCUGACAAUGCAGCAUCGGAGCCACAGUCAGCAGUGAGGCCACUCAGAGGAGGAGAGGACAGUGCCAAGGGCAGCCAGCUGCAAUAAUAGCCAUGGGGAGUCUUCAUGUAGACCAUGUGUAUUGCGUGGGGAGGGGAUUUUGCUGCCCUGCUCAUGUCCCCUCUCCGGGGUCCUCCUUCCAAUGUGUGAGGUCUGUUGUGUGGUGUUUGAGGGAGGGAAGGGCUGUGCUGACCCUGCCGGCACACUGCUCUCUGGGGAACUUGGGAAUAGGAUACUGGGAGG
Messenger RNA from Anolis carolinensis (green anole), 5157 nucleotides. RefSeq names its product alpha kinase 3 (gene alpk3). Lineage: Eukaryota; Metazoa; Chordata; Lepidosauria; Squamata; Anolidae. The record is from RefSeq and is a predicted model, not a curated record. Gene Ontology annotation, cellular component: nucleus. The transcript is spliced from 14 exons. The coding region runs from base 109 to 4962 and encodes 1617 amino acids. Gene Ontology annotation, molecular function: protein serine/threonine kinase activity; ATP binding. Gene Ontology annotation, biological process: cardiac muscle cell development; protein phosphorylation.